Dimorphilus gyrociliatus is the source of this 502-nucleotide messenger RNA. NCBI's taxonomy places the organism in Eukaryota, Metazoa, Annelida, Polychaeta, Dinophilidae. The record is from the annotation of a GenBank genome assembly.
AUAUUUUAGUAAAAUAUACCAAACAUAUAAUAACUCGAAUGACAAUCUCUGUUUAUUUCGUUUGUAUUAGAUGACAAAACUAUUUAUUUCUAUUGAAUAGAUAUAGCUGUCUCUUUACAAAUUUUAAUCGUGACGGGUUAGGGUAGAAGUCAUCAUGGCCAUAUAUUACAGUUUUGAGAAAUUUUCCGAUUCUUUCUCGGAUAUGUGGCAUCAAAUAUGGAUGUGGUGUUUUUUAUCAAAUCUUAUAACUCAUACAAUAGCCACGAUAAUAGCCUUCGUCAGAUUAAGAAGACAUAAAAUUGGUAGAUUUGUUCCUGCUUUAAUAUUUGCUGCUGGUGUUCUAUUUUCAAUAACUGGCGGUGUUAUUACCAGUGCCGUAAUUGCCUUUGUAUAUAACGCUUCAACCUUUACGUUAAAUGGAUACCAUGCCAUGCUAUUUGGAGUUGGGCAAACAGCUACCUCAUUAUUUAUAUCGUUCACAAGAUUCUUGGCGACACUCUAG